This is a messenger RNA of Micropterus salmoides (largemouth bass), 3122 nucleotides long. RefSeq lists its product as uncharacterized. Gene Ontology annotation, biological process: signal transduction; mRNA export from nucleus; regulation of DNA-templated transcription elongation. NCBI's taxonomy places the organism in Eukaryota, Metazoa, Chordata, Actinopteri, Centrarchiformes, Centrarchidae. Gene Ontology annotation, molecular function: protein binding. The coding region runs from base 330 to 1913 and encodes 527 amino acids. The record is from RefSeq and is a predicted model, not a curated record. The transcript has 17 exons. Gene Ontology annotation, cellular component: THO complex part of transcription export complex.
CUAUUUGUUAAAGGAAACAAUACAUCCACAUUUACACUGCAGAACGACAGACUCGCUGUUUUCUUUUCAGAUUUUUGGAAACUAUGAUCGCCUUUUUUUGUCACAUCCAGAUGUUUUGUUUUGCUGAAGAGGAGAUGCUGCGGGACUAAGUGAUGUUAAGAAGUAGUUCAGCUGCGAGGGCUCCGAUAUCCAUUAUUGCCUCAAUUACCACCUAGCGCUUUAACGAGACACUGAUUGCCAAUGAUAGGAUCGUAUCGCCUUUCAGGUGCUCUUAACGCGCAGGUGCUGAGCUAACAGAAAGUAUAACGGGGUUUGCUUACAGAGGGAGGAUGGUGGCGAAGAUGGCGAGCUGCGGAACCUCUUGUCACUUGGAGGACGGAGACGGAGAUAUCCCUGCGCCUGAACACAAAGAUAAUCUGACAGAAAGUGACAACAGUAGUUCAGAGAACACAGGAACGUCCACUGAGGACAGCUCAGAGGGAGAGGAGGAAGAUGAAGAGGAGGAUGAGGAUUCUGAAGGCUGCGCUGAGAAGGAUGGUGGAGAGGGAGACAACAAAGAGGCCGAUGCAGAGGACAAACACGAGUCAGACCCUGGGCCUGAAGCAGGGGUUUCAAAUGGGAAAGACGAGAGACACUUUAACAUAUGCUGUGACAAAUGCAAAGCCAUCCAGCAGAACCGUGGCUAUGAGCUUGUUACGCCCAGGAGGAUCACUAAGGGACGAUUACAGGUGCAGCUGGAAGGAGAGGGCACGUAUGAGUGUUCGGUCACCGGCCUGGUGUUUGAAGCAGCGGAGCGGGUGCUUGUGCGGUACUCCGUCCUGUCCUGGUCCAAGUUCGGCGCCUUCCUCCGGGACUCCUGGAAAUUUGCUGGACCCAUCUUUAACGUGGACACAAUCAAUAAGGAUGCGUCUGUCCUCAAGUCCAUCCAGUUCCCUCACUCUGUCUGCCUUGCCGAUCCAGAAAAUGAGAUGAUAUUCAGCGUCCUGCACAUAAAGGACAACCGUCCACUCAUCGAGCCGACAAUGGACCACUCAGGUAGCCAUGUGAAGUGGAAUGUCACAUCACUGUCACCCGUGGGUCCCAUCAUUCAGACGAGCCAAUCUGUAGAGCACCACGGGGUGGUCCUGGUCUACAAGCAGCUGGGCGGUGACAGCAACAACAAUUACAGCUUCCACGUCUACCUGGCCACCAACAGUUCAUCUGACAUUAAGGAUGUAAACAAACAGGUGCGGGGCUACAAGAAUCGUUACAUUCAGAUAGACAAGCCUCCCACAUGUAAACUGGAUGAGGGGACGUAUCGUCUCAUGAGCGAGCCAGAGGGAGACAUCAAACCUCAGGAUUUGAAAUUCACCCUUGCUGUGACUAAGAUGAAGGGCUACUUUGAAGCUUUCUUUGAGCAGCCUCCUCCCUUUAAACUGUGUCUCAUAGAGAUUAACACUGAGGAGACUGUGUGGUCCGCAACCAUCAGAGAAGGUGACUGUGUGGAUAACACAGAAAAAAAGGCAAGGAAAAGGACAAACAGCAGACAGAGGAGCAGCAGCCCCUCAGAAGAAGAAACUGCCUGUAAAAGACCUCGAUGGCAGGACGAGUCAGAUGGAGUCAAAAGAGUGAUGACUCUGGGCCAGGACAUGUCUGAGAAGCAGCUACUGCAGGUGGCCAAGCGGCUCGGGAAGGAGUGGAAGCAGGUGGCCAUCUAUCUAGACCUGAACUCCAGGGAAGUGGACGAUAUCCAGGCAGCAGAGAAAGAUGUGACCAUGCAGAAACUGAAGAUGCUGGUGGAGUGGAAGAGCAGAAGGAGGCCAGGAGAGGCCACGGCGCACCACCUGUGGAAAAGUGUGGAGGAACUGGAUGACUUGCCAAAUGAGGUCCAUCAGACACUGCACGAGAUGAUGAACAAUCGAGCAGCUAAGUGAAAGGCCACCAUCUGGAAGAAAACUAAAUCUCAGGAAUACAACAAAGUAGAGUCGAUCUACGAACCAAACAUCAGCUCUCAGUUUGUGUUUCUCCUUUGUACGACAUACCUAGACAUGAAACUGACUGAUGGGCUUCUGUCCUGCGGCAUUACAUGAAAGGGGCCAUUGUUUAUCUUUCAAUGGGCACUUUCCCUCAUUUAGUUCAAAGUUUGUGUAGCCAGAAUUUGAUGCUUAGAAUUAUCAUGUUCAACAAUAACCACGAGGUAAAGAGGUGUAGAGGUGUAGAGGUUGUUGAGAAUAUUUAGUAGCUAAUCGUGUAGCCAGUAACACAUGUAAAUGUAGGUGCUGCAGUGUUGAAACUGCAAAAAAUGGGAAAAAUCCAACCUGUGUCUUGUUUCACUUUUAAAUGUUAUGUUUGUGGGACUUUUUAAAAAACAAGUAGGCAUUACAUCACAUGCACAUGCUUGUGACUGUCCAAAAACAUCUUGGAUGUUUUUUCAAUUACGUUUUUAUAUCUGCAGAUUUGUGCAUAUUUGUAAAUCUCUUUUUUUUACCAACUUUUUCAAACCUGUGAUCUAUUUUUCUACUUUGUCUGUUUAUGCCUAUUUGUGCUGAACCUGUAGAACUAAACUGAGUCAUCUAAUUAUGUUUAUUUUGUUUAACUUGAAUUAUGAACCCAUUCCUGCUCUCACGUGACUAGAAUGCUCAUUUUGAGUUUUGUUAAAGUGUAAAUGUUGUUUGUUUGUGUGUAUUACAAAAGUGUACACUGUUGGGGAAAAAAAACAAAUCCUAAGCAUUUGGAUUCAGGGCUUCAUUUAAGUAGUCUACCUGCAUGAGUGCAGCUACAGCCUAGCAACAUUCAUAUAUUUUUUUAAGGCGUAUUUCAUAUCUGUAGAGGUUAGAACAGUUAACGAAAACAAAAUAUACUGUAAGAUGCCUCUGGACAUAUUUUAAAUGUUCUCAACAUCCAUGCAUUAGUGACAGAUUUGUUUCUCUUUUACCCGUUGCCAAAUGACACUGUUUCUAGAUAACACUAUUUGGGAAAAGCUGUAGAAAUGGCAUCUGAAAUGUCGAAUGUUUUAGGGUUGUCCAUGCUGAUAUUAUGCAGUAAUACCACCAACAAUCCAGUCCGUCCUUUUUGCACUUGGUUUCUAUCCUAUCUGAGUCCCUCCGAAGAACUGUGGAAUAAAUGUUGACUGAAUUACAAAA